AGAUGGCAGAGAGGAAACCUGAUAGGAUCCGGAUCCUUCGGGAAGGUGUACCUGGGGAUGAACCUGGACUCGGGAGAAAUCUUUGUGGUCAAGCAGGUUAUGUUUCUGCAGAAAGACAAGCAGGAUGCCGAGGACGUUCUCCAGCUAGAAGCUGAGAUCGCCCUGCUGGGUACCCUCAACCACCCUAACAUUGUGAAAUACCUGGGGACUGAGAGAAACAACAUCACCAACGAGCUCUCCAUCUUCCUCGAGCACAUGCCAGGAGGCUCGGUUGCCGAGCUUGUCAGCCGUUUCGGAAAGCUGGAUGAAUCAGUCAUCCGCAAGUACACCAGAGAGGUGCUGGAGGGGCUGACGUACCUCCAUGACAAAGGGAUCAUCCAUAGAGACAUCAAGGGGCAGAACAUCCUUGUGGACAACCGCGGGGUUUGCAAGCUAGCGGACUUCGGUGCCUCAAGGUAUCUGCAGAGCGCUGACUCCGCCGCCAACCUCUCCUUCAAGGGAACUCCUGUCUUCAUGUCCCCUGAGGUGAUCAUGGAGCAGAGAUACUCCAAAAAGUCAGACAUAUGGAGCGUUGGCUGUACCGUCCUGCAGAUGGCGACGGGGAACCCUCCGUUCAGCGAGUUCAGCAACCACAUCGCAGCUCUGUUCCACAUCACAGCAUCUAGCGAGCCUCCUCCGAUCCCCGCUGAGCUCUCAGAAUCUGCCAGGGACUUCGUGUCCAGGUGCUUCAUCAGGGAUCCCAAGGAGCGUCCGUAUGCGCGGACUCUCCGCCGCCAUCCUUUC
Molecule: messenger RNA, 783 nt
Organism: Guillardia theta CCMP2712
Lineage: Eukaryota; Cryptophyceae; Pyrenomonadales; Geminigeraceae
Exons: 1
Biological process (GO): protein phosphorylation
Molecular function (GO): ATP binding; protein kinase activity
Source: RefSeq, a predicted model, not a curated record